AUGCUCUGCUCACGAUGGCUCAUUAUCUUUCUUAUAGUGUUUUCCUUUGUUGCAGUGUCAAACACACGUAAAGCAAGAAAGUGUGCAAAAAGCGUUAUGCGAAAAAACGCGCUAUGUGCAAAGGAUGCACUUUCACGAAGAAGAAUAAAAUUCGACGCUGGGGAGCAGAGUAACUCAAUAAUGUUAAUGAACGGAGACUGCUGUUUAGCAGUGAAAAGGCGCAACACACGACUUUUCUCACUACCUCACGGGAUGCAUAAACUUACUUUUGCACUAAAUGUCGACCAAGUCAAGAAGUGCGCUUACAGCUGCACGUAA
Molecule: messenger RNA, 318 nt
Organism: Cylicocyclus nassatus
Lineage: Eukaryota; Metazoa; Nematoda; Chromadorea; Rhabditida; Strongylidae
Source: the annotation of a GenBank genome assembly